AUGGCGGGCAAGUUCCGCGGCGAUGUCGGCAAGCUCUCAAAGCCGAAAAAGAGCAAGGCAGCCAAGCGGGGCAAGAGUAAGAAGGUAUCCGCCCUUGUCAAGCGUAGUCCCAAGUUAGCGCAGGACACUCUGCAGAGUCGCAUUGCUGAGCUCACCAGCCGCGAGAGCGCCGCACGUGCUAACAUCGGCGGGGCGAAGGCCAGCAAGGAAGCGGUUCCUCCCUCCGCAGGGAGGGUCCAGGUCGGCAAAGCUGCAUUAGAGGUGGUGGGGAAGCGAAGGCGAGAGCGUGUGGUGCCGGAGAAGGAUGUGCCGGUGCAGCGAAGCACAGCAGAGGCUGUUGGUUUGAAGAUCUUGCACCAGGCCGUCAAGAGCCAGAGCCACGGUCGACUGCUACCUCAUCAGAACCGCCACGACUAUGAGUAUCGCCUCCGCUCUGUUGCCACCAUGGGCGUAGUGCAGCUGUUCAACUCACUCGCGCAGUCCCGAAAGGCGAGCGCCGCUUUAGACACCGAGAAGAAGAUGACGUCGGACAAGGUGAUGGAGAAGAAGCAAAUAGUCUCGAAGGAGGUCUUCUUGGCGGCAUUACGCCAACCGCAGCAGUACUGA
Molecule: messenger RNA, 606 nt
Organism: Leishmania mexicana MHOM/GT/2001/U1103
Lineage: Eukaryota; Euglenozoa; Kinetoplastea; Trypanosomatida; Trypanosomatidae
Exons: 1
Coding region: 1-606 (201 amino acids)
Biological process (GO): rRNA processing
Source: RefSeq, a predicted model, not a curated record